AUGAAGGCCAUUGCUAUGCUCUGUUUCCUGAUGGCUGCUGAGGUUCGAACCUCUCGGUUCAUUCGGGACUCCCCGACUAUGUCUGACACUUCUGAAGUCUUCAAGAAUAAUGUUUCCAUACCUCGUCUACACUCACACCCAACCAGUCCGAGGGGCUCCUUCCCACCCAUGUGCACAAAUCCCACGGAGAUUAGGCAUGCUUUCAAGUAUGUCAACACCAUUGUGUCCUGUCUGAUUUUUGUGGUCGGGAUCAUUGGCAAUUCUACACUGCUGAGAAUUAUAUACAAGAACAAGUGUAUGAGGAAUGGACCCAACGUCCUGAUUGGCAGCCUGGCACUAGGGGACCUGCUCUAUAUAAUCAUCGCAAUCCCCAUCAACGUGUAUAAGUUAAUAGCGGCGGACUGGCCAUUCGGAGUGUAUGUCUGCAAGAUGAUCCCAUUUAUCCAAAAAGCCUCAGUGGGUAUUACCGUCUUCAGCCUGUGUGCUUUAAGUGUGGACCGCUACCAUGCAGUCACAUCAUGGAGCAGGGUGAAAGGGAUGGGCAUCCCUGUGUGGAAAGCAGUGGAGGUGACACUCAUUUGGGUAAUCGCUCUGCUGCUAGCAGUACCUGAGGCACUUGCAUUCGACAUGCUGGAGAUGCCGUACAGAGGCAACAAGUUGCGUGCGUGCCUGAUUCAUCCAGAGCAGAAAUCAAACUUUAUAAAUUUUUACCAAGACGUAAAAGACUGGUGGCUGUUUGGCAUCUACUUCUGCCUACCGCUUGCCUGCACAGGAAUCUUCUACACCCUCAUGUCCUGCGAGAUGCUAAGUCGCAAGAAAGGCAUGCGGAUUGCACUCAACGACCAUAUGAAACAGAGAAGGGAAGUGGCCAAGACAGUCUUCUGCCUCGUGUUGAUUUUUGCUUUCUGCUGGCUUCCGCUUCACCUCAGCCGUAUCCUGAUGAAAACAGUCUAUGACCAAAAUGACCCCAACCGCUGUGAACUACUCAGCUUCCUCUUGUUGAUGGAUUACAUCGGCAUCAACAUGGCUUCCCUGAACUCCUGCAUUAACCCCAUUGCUCUCUAUUUUGUGAGUCAGAAGUUCAAAAACUGCUUCCAGUCUUGCCUCUGCUGCUGGUGCUAUGGAACUUCGACACUGGAUGAACGAGGUUCUGGCCCAGGUUGGAAGGGCUCUUGCAAUGGCAAUGGACUAGAUCGCUCCAGCUCCCGCUCCAGCCAGAAAUACACGAGCUCCUCAUAA
Molecule: messenger RNA, 1239 nt
Organism: Nerophis lumbriciformis (worm pipefish)
Lineage: Eukaryota; Metazoa; Chordata; Actinopteri; Syngnathiformes; Syngnathidae
Source: RefSeq, a predicted model, not a curated record